AUGAGCGACGCCCACAGGUCGAAGAAGACAGCGGCCACGACGAAGAAGCGCGAGGACGCCAAGUCGCCGCUGCUCGCGCGCAGCCGCCACACUGACAGCAGCAGCGCCGUGCAGAGCAGUCGAAGCAGCAGCAGCCGGAGUAGCAGCUACUCGGACGAGUCGAGCGUCGUGUCGCCGUCUCGACACGACGAGGGGCGGCCGCGAUUCGACUCGCGCGCGUCGUGGGCCGACUCGACGCGCUUUGACAUGGGCCGGAGCGACUCGCGCGCGUCCGAGUUGUCGGCAAAGGACUUUCGGCUCACGGGGUUGGGCCGCUCGUCCGCGUCGCACGGCCGCCAGCGCCGGUCGGACUCGAGGGCCUCGCGGCUGUCGCGGACGAGCAGUCGCGCGAGCAUGAGCGGCUCGGAACGCGGCCGCCAGUCGUCGUUCGUGUCCAACUUUGGCGUGACGAAAGGCAAGAAGCGCAAAGACAGUACGGCGCUGUCGACCAUUACGGAGAACUGGAACUUGGGCGAUGACCAGUUUGGCAGUCCGUUUACCGAAUCGGAUGCACAUGACCCACCUAUUCGAGAGGAGCUACAGCGUGGACUGUCCAUUAUCAACGACCAUACGACAAAGCUCAAGGAAAUCGAAGACGCGAUUACAGCGGCAAUGUCGGAAGUGUGGGGAUAUUGGGCGGACCCUAUUCAGCUUUACCUCCACCCCGCUGAGCGUGUGGAUGUCCAGGAUCUGAUCAAGACGGACAACGAGCUGUUCAACAAGGUUUUGACUGUAUUUUCUGUGCUCUGUGACGAAAUCUCCGAGCUCAAGGUGACGGUAGAAGACAACUUCUAUCCCGCACUCAUCAUGUUCGGCCAAGCGUGCCAUGGAGAGGAAGACGACGUAAAAGCUGGCGAGAAUGAAGUCCACAUUGGACGCAUGCUUGCGUUCUUCCAGGACAUGUCCAACUUUGUGGACCGAUGCAACGCUAUCACCAUCAACAUGAUCCACCAGCUAGCGAGCCUGUACCAGAGUUUCCAGAAACUGUGGAAGUCUACGUUCAAGCUUGUACACCUCCACCCCGCGUUUGACGCGCUAGCAAGUCUGCUUGAAGUCAUGAUAACUAUCGAUGCGAUCGUCAUCGACAACCCGAGCAUCAUAACAUCGUGGGACAAGUACAAGCGCAUGAUGCAGUACGUGCGCUCAGAUCCGCCUCGCUACAACGUCACAGCUGAAAAAGUGAAACAGUUUGAGCGGCUCCUCGUCAGUCUGGAUCAGACGAUAAUGAGCGCACAGGUGUUUCAGAGUUGUAUCGAGCAGGACUUUGAGAUCUUUUCUGGCGGUGACAUCGCGGAAGACGACGAAGAUCUUCGUGGAAGUGAUAGCGAGCGAGGCGGUAGACGUGCGAGCAGCAGUGGAGGAGAGUCCAAGAUUGACAUCCGCACGAACCGAGUGUUCUUGGACGAGUUUGUUCGCUGUAUCAGCGCUCGUUUGAGCAUUGCCGAAAGUGCGAUUGCGUCAGCCACAGAGACGUUCGAACGAAACGAUCUCGUGGGGACAGCAGGACUAUAUGUGCUGCUUCGUGGGCUGCAUCCACCUAGCGUCCCUGUAGACCCUGUGCUGUACAAAAGGCUGUGGGAAAUGCAGUUGAAGGCUCCUUGCGUGACCAUAUGCGGCAAGAUUAUGUGGUACAUGCCCGACUUCUUGUUAAAGUACUCGCCUAUGACGUCGAAGAAGCUGCAUCCGAUGGACAUCGUGCAGUUCCGUCGUGAGUACUUGCAUUCGCUGGAUUCUGCCUUCCCAGCUGAUGUCACGACUGCUAAGCUGGAGCUGAGUGCGUGGCUUGUUCGCAUGGAGUCAUAUUUCCAGCCGACGACUCGCGGGAUGGGUGACGUGUCACGGACGUUGAGCAUCCGCGGCAAUUUGAUACUCAAGGGCUUGAUUUUGGCGAAACGAGUGCAGACCAUGAUGCACACCUUGGUCAAUUUGCACCUUUCUCUGCAAAUCCCGAUGCCCAAACGGGUGGUACGACCGUUGUACACGUGCAUUGAGAUCUUGAAAGCAGUCGAGUUUAUGUUUGCGCGCAAAAAUCCUAUUCUCGCCGAAUCGUCGUCCCACUUGCUGCGCCAGGUAGCGCACUCGUUGUUCUCGUUCUUCCGUCCACUGAAAGCGCACUUGGAAGCAAGCAAGAAGUUUGAUGACACGAAGCUGGACGUGCUAGCCGCUGUGACCGUACUGGAAGAUAUCCUCAACUCUGGAGAGUCGUUUUCGUACACGCGGAUCACGGUGCUUGAUCUUGCAGCUCAGAUUGCGCUGAUAUCGCCAGAGAAUAAUAGUGCUGUCAGCGAGAAGGGCGAUGACGUGGGCACGACAGUCCCCACGGGUCUCAAAGAUGCCGGUGAGCCGGUGAAGCUAAUCUGGAAGUUACGUCUAUUGAGUGAUUUCCAGCGCAAGAUCCGAAGUGCUUGUGAUUGCUCUUUCUUUUACUGGAGUCGCGAGUUGUUGCACCCGUUCUUGUCGGACCUGUACCGUCAGCCCGAACAAGCCAACCGCAUCCAGUACAUUGCGGGCGGUUUUCUUGACGCGAUAAAGCUGCUUCGUGGCGCGCAGCACGAGACAGACAACGAGCGAUAUGUGAAUGCGUACGCGGAGUUUAUCGAGUCAGUCAUGGAAGAGGAGAUUGUGGAAAAUUUGUGCAAGGAUGUGGAAAAUGAUCUACGCCUGCAUGUACAUUCGGUUCAUCUGGACCACUUGGAUGCGCCCAACCCAAAGAGCGCCGACUUCAGGGUACUCCACUACUACCUCAAUCUGCGACCUAUUCGCCUUCACGGGAAAAUGCUUGAUCUGCGGCAGCAAGUCACGCAUUAUCUCGAAAGCACGUUCUACAACUUGACUACUGUUGCCCUGCAUGACUGGAAAACGUACGGUGAGAUGCGCAAUUUGGCGAACGACAAGUAUAGCUUACAUCUUGCCGACAAUCAUCUUCCCAUGGGUUCGCUGGACCAGGGACUGGAUGUCCUUCAGAUCAUGCGCAAUAUCCAGAUCUUCGUUGCUCGGUACAACUACAACCUGAAUCAGCAGUUCUUCUUGGAGCGACGCAGUGACAAGGGCUCUCGACACCUGAACUCGAUCAACAUCCAUUCGAUCGCGAGCUCGAUACGCACACACGGCAUGGGUAUCAUGAACACGACUGUGAACUUCACGUACCAGUUCCUGACCAAGAAAUUCGACAUUUUUUCCCAGUUCUUGUUCGACGAGUACAUCAAGAGUUACUUGCAGCGUGAGAAACGCUGGUACAAGAAACACCGCGACGACAAGGAGGUGGAUAACAAGUACCCUUUUGACCGUGCUUUUCACUUCAAUAAAGACAUUCGGAAGCUAGGCGUCUCGGAUUCUGGCAAGACUUUUUUGGACCAGUUUCGCAUGCUGAUUACAGAGAUUGGUAAUGCGUUGGGCUAUGUGCGCAUGGUGCGCUCAGCUGGUAUGAAUCAUUGCAGCAAUGCCAUAAAGUUCGUCCCCGAUCUGAACCGCGCGCACUUCAAAUUCGAAGCUUAUGCUGGCGACGGCGUCGCUGAGGAAAAGAACGAAGAGACGGGUGAGGUGGUGCAAAGCGAAAUUGUGGGCGCAAAGCUGUCCCGUGAGACUGUGGUCGCGGCUUGCAACCUCGAUUCCGUAAUCUCGACUUUGGCCAAGAACUUUUCGGAAAACAACGACUAUUUCAAGGUGCUCGUCAAGGUUUUCCAGGACGUCACAGUGAGCGACGAGCAGAAACAUCUGGUAAAUUUCUACGCCAUUCUCCCAGCACUCACCAUCAACUACGUUGAGACCACUGUGCAGGCGAAGGAUCUCAUGUACAAGAACACACGUCGGCGGGAAUCGUACUUUUCCGAUGACGGAUUUGCGAUUGGUGUUGCCUACAUUCUAGCGAUCCUUGAUCAAGGAGAGCAAUUUGACGCGCUGCACUGGUUUGAAGAGGUGGAGCGAAAGUACAAGGUCGAGGAAGAGGCCUACAAUGCGAAGCAAAGUGAACGCGAGGCCCGCAAGCGCGCGCAGACAGCCAAGAAGCAGAAGGAGACUGCUGCUGAGCUGAUUGAUGACGAGGAAGAAGUGCAUACGCUGCAGCUCACUGCCAAGCGCAUCGAGUUGAACCGCCGUGAGUUCGACCUGCUGGACUGGUCUCUCAACGGCGCUCGGAUUUUCUUCAAAGACUGA
Messenger RNA from Hyaloperonospora brassicae, 4191 nucleotides. The record is from the annotation of a GenBank genome assembly. NCBI's taxonomy places the organism in Eukaryota, Oomycota, Peronosporomycetes, Peronosporales, Peronosporaceae.